Camellia sinensis is the source of this 906-nucleotide messenger RNA. Lineage: Eukaryota; Viridiplantae; Streptophyta; Magnoliopsida; Ericales; Theaceae. The record is from RefSeq and is a predicted model, not a curated record.
AUCUUCUCUUUCAUCAUGGAUUCUCUCUCAAGAACCAACAAUUCCUUCACUGAAACCAGAUUCGAAUAUGAUCCCAAAACAGACCUAAAAGCUUUCGAUGAAACGAAAGCCGGUGUUAAAGGGCUCGUAGAUGCGGGAGUAGUCAAAAUUCCCAAAAUCUUCAUCAGACCAUCCAACGAUCCUCCCGAGACACCGAACUCUCGCCUUACGAAUUUGCAAGUUCCGAUGAUAGAUCUGGGGGGCAUCGACGGCCGUGAUCGGCGCGAUGAGAUUGUGGAUGAAAUCCGCAGAGCGUCUGAGGAAUGGGGCUUUUUCCAAGUGGUGAAUCACGGAAUCCCUUUCGGUGUGUUAAGUGGAAUGAUUGAUGGUGUUCGUGAAUUUAACGAACAAGAUUUGGAGGCGAAGAAAGAGUUCUACACGCGUGAUCGGAAUAGAAAAGUGAGAUUCAAUAGCAAUUUUGAUCUGUAUCAUGCAAAAGCUGCGAAUUGGAGAGACACAUUGACAAUUUCUAUGGCGGUUCCUGAACUUGUCCCUGAGGAACUGCCCUCAGCUUGCAGAGGAGAGACAAGGCGAGAGAGCGAAGAGAAGAGAGAAGAGAGGAGGAAGAGAAGGAAGAGAUGAUGAAGAGAAGGUGGCGUCUCUCUCUCUCUACCGGUGGCGGCGCCGGUGGGUAUCGCCUCUUUCAAACUGUACUUUUUUUUGGAUCUGGAUCUGAAGAUGAGGGGAAAAAAAAAUGUUGUUGAUGAUGAUGUUGAUGUUGAUGAAGAUGUUGUUGAUGAAGAUGUUGUUGAUGACGUGUUGAUGAAGAUACUCUGUUUUCUCUACAUUUUUUUUUUAGUUGAUCUGGAUUUGAUCUGGAUCUAAAGAUUAGUUCAUCAAAAAAAAAAAAAAAAUUGUUGAUGAUGA